Molecule: messenger RNA, 2040 nt
Organism: Tigriopus californicus
Lineage: Eukaryota; Metazoa; Arthropoda; Copepoda; Harpacticoida; Harpacticidae
Product: sorting nexin-17-like
Exons: 7
Coding region: 247-1728 (493 amino acids)
Biological process (GO): signal transduction; intracellular protein transport
Cellular component (GO): early endosome
Molecular function (GO): phosphatidylinositol binding
Source: RefSeq, a predicted model, not a curated record
AAAGAAAAGGAGGGUGGCGAGAAGGGAAGACGGAACCGCCAGCCAGCUCGACCUACUGGCUGAUGGAUUCACGGAGUGACGGAUCAGUUCAUAAGUGGCCAAGUGUACGAUUAAACGCUGGGGUUUGGUAGCGUACGUGUUGAACCUGUUCGUGAUUAGAGCCCAUCCGUGGCGAGAAAUCCAAUUUCUCUUCCCGGAGAGACCCGCAUUCCAUCGGAUUCCCGCUCCCCGUUCUCCGGAUCCCCCAUGCAUUUCUCCAUUCCCGAAACAUCUGACCACAAGGAUCCCAAAUCCGGGUCUCCUUAUACGACUUAUGUGGUUCAUAUCAACGGGGUACGCCAUUGCAAUGUGCGUUAUCGCCAACUCCACACCCUCCACGAGCAACUUCGACGCGAGUUCCAUCCGUCCACGCUGCCUUCAUUCCCUCCCAAGAAGAUCUUGACCCUCGGGUUGAAUCAGAUUGAAGAGCGCCGCAUGGCCUUGGAGAAGUACCUCCAACUUUUGUCCCAAGAUCCCCGGAUAUCCCACAGCAUCACCUUCAACGGGUUCUUAUUGGCUUCACAACAGGAGACACGCUCGGAAAAGACCGAGGAGGUUCAACUGGAUGUGUUCCUAAUGAACGAAAAGAAGAUCUCUGUCAGGGGCCUGACCAUCCUUCAAACCGAGGAAGUGCUAGAGAAAGUAUGUCAGCAAUUGCAAGUCCCCGAGGAAUACGUGCACUACUUCGCACUCUUCUUGUUAGAACGGAAGGAAGAUGGGGAUUUUGUGGUGGUUCGCAAACUCCAGGAUUUCGAGUCGCCAUACAUCUCGCAAAAAUCCGCUUCCAAAAGGUCGCUGAAGCUCGUCUUGAGAAAAGCCUCAUGGGAUCCGAAGAUUGAUCUGGAGUUAUUCAAUCACAAUGUGACGCUGACCCUGCUAUACACGCAAACCAUUGCCGAAGUGGAACGUGGGUGGAUUGUAGCUAAUCCCGAGACCAAACGACAGUUGGCUCGACUUCAGGCGAUGGGAUCUAAGUAUGAGUACAUGCACACCGCCCACCGAUUACCUUAUUACGGCUAUCUCCACUUCUUACCGUGUGUCUGCGACUAUCCAAUGACCAACACCCCCGCUCACAUUGUCAUUGGAAAUCGAGAGCUCGUCAUGAAGAUCCGCACGCCCAAGGGAGAAAUCAAAGAGGGGAGCUUCAAAGUGACCAAGAUGCGUUGUUGGCGGAUCAUGACCGUGGCCAAAGGUAUGACUUCGGAUGAGUUCAACGACACGGAUCCAGAAGACUCUGGGAGCAAGUUGGAAUUGAGCUUCGAGUAUCUGAUGAACAAUCAAGAACUCCAAUGGAUCACGAUCAUCUCGCCCCAAGCCAUUCUGAUGUCACUUUGUCUGCAGUCCAUAGUUGAAGAGUUGUUGCGCGUUCGAUCGGGGAUUGCAAUAAAAAAGGCCGGUGAGAAAUCGUGCUCGACGGAAUAUCUCUUCCAAAGAAAAGAUGGCGUGGUCCAAAAGUUCCCUAUUCGAAGUGGACUCCAUUCGGCUCAACAUAAAAACUGCGGCAACGGAAAUCCAACCAUUCCCAAGAUUGAUCCCAAGACGUUAUCCUCGUUAACUGGACGGCAAUACUCGGUGAAGAAGUUGAGCGAAAAGUUCGAUGUGGUCAAUUUCCGGGAAGCUGCUCGAGCUGCCGAGGAUGUUCUCAUCGAAAACGAAGCAUUUUUCGAAAUGAAGGACGACGAACCGUAAUUCUGUGAUGAAUAUUGUAGAGGAUUGAUCACCGUUCUGCAAAGUUUGAGCAUAGCAUUUUUUUGUCAAAGUAUUAAUGAACAGCCAACCCCAAACUGUUUCAGAAGCAAUCAAUCGGAGCAACAAGGCUCAGAUUUUUAUUUCGUUUGUCAAACUAUUUUCCUCCUUCUUUUGAACCCGAUAUGUUUUACCAUCAUCUUAAUCAUAAUGGUUUCUAGUUUUGUUAUAAUUUCUUUAUGAACUACCUAACCCAAUAUGGAAAGAAAAUAAUCAAUCCAAUAAAAAUGAUGGUUAUCUUUCAGUUUCACCUAA